Messenger RNA from Parnassius apollo (apollo), 1467 nucleotides. The record is from the annotation of a GenBank genome assembly. NCBI's taxonomy places the organism in Eukaryota, Metazoa, Arthropoda, Insecta, Lepidoptera, Papilionidae.
AUGAAAACACUAUUAAUUUUAUUGUGUGCUAUAUAUUCGCGGGCGGCAAUUGUAAAAGUGCGUGCAGGGCCAGGAUAUGACUGUGCGUAUUGUCAGCCAGAGCAGCUGCAUAUUUCUUUUGGAUCAAAGACCAACGACAUCGUGGUGACAUGGUCGACGUUCAACGAUACGACCGAGAGUCGAGUGCAGUACGGCGAGGGUGUGAUGGACAAGGAGGCGGUGGGCAACAGCACUCUUUUCACGGACGGCGGCCCACAACGUCGCAGCCAGUGGAUACAUCGCGUGGUCCUGAAGGAUCUAAAGUAUAACACACGUUAUGUAUACCACGCCGGUUCGGAAUACGGCUGGUCAGAGGAAUUCUCGUUUAAGACUCCUCCAGCUGGCGAGGAUUGGGUGGUGCGGGCGGCCAUCUUCGGUGAUAUGGGCAACAAAAAUGCACAUUCUCUGUCCUACUUACAAGAUGAGGCGCAGCGCGGGCACUUCGACGUGAUCCUGCACGUGGGUGACUUCGCGUACGACAUGCACGAUGAUGACGCCCGCGUGGGAGAUCAGUUCAUGCGGCAGCUGCAACCGCUGGCCGCGAUGCUACCAUACAUGGUCUGCCCCGGGAACCAUGAGGAGGCCUACAAUUUCAGCAAUUACCGUGCUCGCUUCUCGAUGCCAGGUCCUCGCGAGAGCCUGUUCUACAGUUUCGACCUUGGCCCCAUUCAUUUCGUCUCAGUCUCCACUGAACUCUACUAUUUCCUGCAGUAUGGUCUCAAAGUGCUGGAUAAUCAGUACCAGUGGUUACAGGAGGACCUCAGUGAGGCCAAUAAGGAAGAGAAUAGGCGCAUACGGCCUUGGAUCGUACUAUACGGCCACAGACCGAUGUACUGUAGCAAUCUGCGCGAUGAUUGCUGGAAUAACUUCUUGCCCAAUCGCGUGGGAUUGCCGCUUUUGGGACUAGGUGAGUACACUCACUCACUCACAACCAUGAGGGCAAAGCGACCAUGGAUAAUUUUAUACGGUCAUAGGCCAAUGUACUGCAGUAAUUCUGACGAUAUCGACUGCAGUUUGGAGUAUACAAGGAAAGGGUUGCCGAUUGUGGGGGUUUACGGUAUGGAGCCUCUAUUGAAACAGUACGGCGUAGAUUUGGUGAUUUGGGCCCAUGAACAUUCAUACGAGCGACUGUGGCCCGUCUAUGACGAGAAGGUUUAUAAUGGCUCAUUGGAACAUCCAUACACAAACCCUGGUGCGCCGGUGCACAUUAUUACCGGUUCAGCCGGCUGCCAGGAAAAAACUGAUCCAUUUAAGCCGAGCCCGCCCGCUUGGUCCGCGUUCAGGUCGAGCGACUACGGGUACACCAGGUUGAAGGCCUACAACACGACUCACAUUUACAUAGAGCAGGUUGAUGUGGACCUUAAAGGCAAAGUCAUCGAUUCAUUCUGGCUUAUCAAGGACCGUCACGAAGCUUUUACGAAUUUAUAA